Messenger RNA from Boeremia exigua, 1057 nucleotides. Its product is annotated as class I glutamine amidotransferase-like protein. Bases 135 to 821 code for a protein of 228 amino acids. The transcript has a single exon. The record is from RefSeq and is a predicted model, not a curated record. NCBI's taxonomy places the organism in Eukaryota, Fungi, Ascomycota, Dothideomycetes, Pleosporales, Didymellaceae. Gene Ontology annotation, molecular function: glyoxalase III activity.
UUUGGCGAUAUAAAGAAUGAGUGAGACCCCGCCAAUUAGCAUAUUUCCAUACAAUACUCACACCCCAAUACUCCAAUACUCCAAUCUCACUCCAAUUGCAACCUUUCCCCGAAAACCACAACACCUCAUUCAUCAUGGCCCCCAAGAUCCUCUUUGUCCUUACCUCCCACAACAAGCUGGGCAGCCUCGACAAGCCCACCGGAUUCUACCUGCCCGAGCUCGCCCACCCCUGGCACGUUCUGCAUGAGAAGACCGAGAUCACUUUCGCAUCGCCAAAGGGUGGUGAGUCUCCUUGUGACCCCGCGUCAGUUGAGGCUGCUCAGGACGAUGUCUCUGUCGAUUUUUUCAAGAACCAGAAGGCUAUCUUCCAGAACACACAAAAGCUGGAGGACUUUGUUGGAAAGGCCAAUGAGUUCGAUGCCAUCUUCUACGUCGGAGGCCACGGUCCCAUGUUCGAUCUUGUCGACAGCCCCGUAUCGCAGCAGCUGAUCCGCGAGUUCUGGGAAGCUGGCAAGAUUGUCUCGGCUGUCUGCCACGCGCCCGCCGUCUUCUACAACGCCAAGCUUUCGGACGGUAGCCUUUUGGUCGCUGGCAAGGAGAUCACAGCAUUCACAAAUGCUGAGGAGGAUAUCGUUGGCUUGACCGAUGCCGUGCCCUUCCUCCCCGAGACUGCCCUGCAGAAGUCCUCCGGAGGACACUUCGUCAAGGCCGCUGAGCCCUUCGGCGUCAAGGUUGCUGUUUCCGGACGCUUGAUCACCGGCCAGAACCCCCCGAGUGCGACAGCCAUCGGAGAGGCCAUCGCCAAGGCACUGAACGUUUAAGUUAAUAGAUAAGCAAAAAUAAAGACAAGAGUCAUAGUUCACUACAUAAACGUCCACUCGCUACUACUUACUCGUGCAUUCUAGUGCAGAUACAUGCUUCUAUGAGCAUGUCGCGCUGUCCAAGAUUGCUUGAUGUAUUGACCCUAUGGCUCACCCUCUGCACCUUCCCUCGAGGGAUGAUUACACACGAGAACAGCACGUGCGCACGCGCUGAGAUGAUAGGAUUUCAACUAUUC